Lachancea fermentati is the source of this 573-nucleotide messenger RNA. The record is from the annotation of a GenBank genome assembly. NCBI's taxonomy places the organism in Eukaryota, Fungi, Ascomycota, Saccharomycetes, Saccharomycetales, Saccharomycetaceae.
AUGAAUGUCAACGCUCAAAUGGGCGGAUUUCAAAACGGUGUCAAGGGUCAAAGAGGUAUUUCCCAGCUCUCAAAUCAAAGAGCUUCUCAGCAAACAAGAGUGCAACAGCAGCAACAACAACAACAGCGUGCUAACGCAUCCUCACAACAUGAUUCUUUAGUGAGAGAAGCGAGAUUACGAUUAGACUUCAAGAAGUCCUUUAUGGAUGAUGAAUUUUUUUUUCCAGAAACUACGUCCAUAAGCAAUCAAAGGCAAGUAUCCCUUAGUGGAAAGGAAUUUCUCUCUCCAGCAAAUGUGCGUGCGGUGCUUAAUGCCGGAAACCCUCUGAUACAGUUGCAACAUGAUUCAAAAGAUACUAUCAAUGAUCACAUAGCUCCAAACAUGUCCACGAGGUCUCUUGAGCAGCAGUAUUUUCAGAGCCAAGUGGCAGCGGCGGCUCAACAACAUCAGCAACAGCAGCAGCAGCAGCAACAACAACAACACCAUGCCAAUCCAUAUCUCUCUAAUACUGGGUACCACAACUACCCUCAGCAGCACUCGGGGUAUGUUGUGGAAGGGGUACACAAUUGGUAA